GGCAUUUCCCAGACUCUCCCCUUCCCGCUCAAACAGAGUCAAACAGUUGUUCCCCACUUCACAGCGCGCUCACUUCGUGAGGGUGGAUGGCCUUGUAACUCCUUCCAAUCUCACAAACUGCAGGCAGCCGCCUACAUCAUCCCAUGACCAUGUUACGAGCUAGUUAAGAUACCAGGAUCGCAUACCUUAACUGGCCAGAGCAUGUCCGGACCCUCCACCGAUGGCCGCCCUUCACCGUCUCCGAACCGGUCCGCGCACUCGUCGCCUACACUACAUUCUCGGUGGUCAGGCGUACUACCCGACAAUGGGGAGGGGAGUAGCUCGUCGCAGAGGCCGACCCUGGCAGGGUCAAGUCACAGCAGUAGAGCGGGGAAUGAGGCUUCAUACAGGGUAUCCGAGGAUUCUGGGAGUCCGUUGGGUGCGGAAUCAAUAGCACAGCAGGACUUUGCGCAUAGGAGACAUAAGAGUACGCGGUUUGGGGGGUUUCUGUUGGACGGGACGUUUCCUGAGGGUCCAAGAGCUAGACACAGGAGUGGGAAUGGGGUGCAGAGAGGUAGGAAGGAGAGGCAGAGCGCCAGUCUGGGCGAGGAAUAUGGACAUAGGCGGAGUGAGCGUGCGAGGAAUGCGGAGCGGGAAUCUACGAGCAGCUCCUCCUUGUCUCGGGAAGUGUCCAUGCAGGAGCAUGAUGUGGUGGACGAAGCCGGGAGCUCCGGAUCUGCAAAUCGAUACCCGGACAACGAACAACUGCGCGCACGGAAAGCUAGGCGCGAGCCAGUACCCCAGGAUCCGAGCGAAGAAGCCGCCCGACCACCGAUAGACCCCACACAGAUUGUGCAACUGGCUCUUAGUUUGAGCGAGAGCAGACGAAGGAAUCUGAGUGCCGGACAGCUGAUUGGCCCCUCGCAAGGCGGUUCCUCACGAGUGGCGUCCAUCGCGAGACAGAAGGAUAAGAACCUUCGGGAUCUUGAAACCGGUGGCAGCUUGCGGAAAUACCUAAACGAACAACGGCGAGUGUCUGGCAACAUCUCCCCUUUCGGUGGCCGAGCGGGUGGUCUGAUGCGGGAGGUUACUGACGGGACUUUGGAACGAGCCGCGAAAGCACGGGCGGCGAUUGAGUUGAGGAUGGAAUAUCUACGACUGUUGGAUUACCUGCCGCCUCUUAAACCUAAUGCUUUUGCUCCGGGCAAUUAUACAACGACUUCGACUGCUAUCCCCGGCAGCCCUUACGCAGUGAUGACACGGAUACCGUCAUAUUCGGGAAAGAAACACGCUUUAGGCCGCCCUUACAACCCUCUGCAGUAUCUAAGGAACCGGAGGACAAGAGCUCGCGAGAGAAUGAACCUCCAGCAUACGCCCGAGGAGUUUGCAGACGCAGAGAAAGCCAGAACCUGGGUUGAUCGAGUGGAGAAGGAGUCUGCUCGUCCAGACUAUCGCCGUGAGGACCGUGUCCACUUACCUGAAUUUGACGAGGAUCAUGGGAGAGAUGCCGUUCCUAGCAAGCCGACGAAACAUCGUAUGGGAUGGAACUUCACUACUGAGGAGCUUUUCGCCGAUGUUCUUUGGCUUGAGCAGGAUGGGAACAAGGCGCUGAUUGAAGAUCGGCAUGGGCACAAGGUCUUUCCUCAAUUAUCGGAACGGGAACCGCCGAAGAAAUCAGACCUUCUUGAGCCGCGUGCAAGCAAGGAAUACGCGGACAAGCGCAAGGCAAGUCUGGUGGAGAGUCUACCGGGCGUCGGGGAGCCCACAACGGGUGACGAAAGUGAGCCUUUGAGCGAGAGAGGUCGGAAGCGAAGAAUAAUACCGCCGUUCCGACCUGAGAGUCCGAAGCUCAGAGCACUUGCACCACUUCCUCACCUACACACGGGAAAGGGCAGAGAAGGCCGCCGCGGCACUGAUUCCGAGGUGUCGUCCGAUUUUGAGCUCGAUCUCUCGAAGUCCAAGUCAGCUCGCCAUAUUGUGGAACCAUCCUUGAAUACCGGCGCCCUUGGUUUGCAUCUUGAGAAGUUACUAGCGAAGGAGGCGGAAGGGGCCCAAGGGAAGUCGCCUGCUUUUGUAUCGCCCGAUACGCCUGAUAAAUGGGGAAUCGGGUUCCCGGGUCUCUCCAAAAGUACCACAGGUCGUGACUCGUUAGAAUCGGCAGGAUAUACGAGCGGAUCGGUAAGAGGCGAUGUGCGAAGGGGGCUGAAAGUCCCGCCUGCGAAUCGCAUACGCCGAGAGGAACUGGCUGGGGAACAGAGAACUUCCCUCGAUUACAGCAGUGCGCCAGGUACACCUCUUCAUGCACCGAAUCUGACUCGAGUCGAGAGUGAACCUUCGCCGCCAGGGAGCCGUGGCCGCGAUGCGGUCAAGCCCAAGAAGGGUAGACUGGAUUUCUUCCGCGUAGAUGAAAGCGCCAGAAGCAGCCCGAAGUUCGACAGCUUAAGGCAUGAACCGUCUUCAGCUAGUAUGGGAAAGACCGGAAGCAGACGCACAAAUACUGAGUUUCCGGAUCCAGCUGGGCUAGGACACGCCGUGAAGUCCUUGCUGACGCAUAAGAAAGAGGAGAGUAUCAGCACUUUGGGCAGCCCGAAUCAGCGGAAGAGCAGAGAUUCCAGAGAGUCGAAAGAGCCUUCGUCUGCCGUCACGCGUUUCUUAAAGGGUGUCAAGAGCGAAGGCACCAAAGUUGGGGAGUUUAUCUUCAAGAGAGACCGGCCUUCUUCGGAUUCGGAAUCUGACGUAGACUUUGACGAUGCGUUGGAGGGAGACUUGGAUGCUGGGGAAGACUCGAGUAAGAAGAACGAAAGAGGUCUUGGUUACAGUCCCACUCCUGUCAGUACCGGGUCGAAGACUGGUAAUAACUACCAUAUUGAGCUACCUACAUUCCGAUCUCAGCAUGAAGCAGACAGUGGCAGAACUCUGGUAUCGGAGAUCGAGAUAGAGGACCACGUCACCAAGCAAGCUCGAGCUAGAGCUAACAGCCGCUCACCACGCUUCGAUCGUCUCGCACCUCCGCGCAUGAACCUAGGUUCAAUAUCCUCCAGAUCCUCCCCAGGCCAAUCUCCCUCUCUGUCUCCCCGUCCCCACGAGCUCGAAAGGGUCCACAGCGACACUAUCUACACCCGUCGCCCCAGCCAACCAGGCAUCUCAAGAGCCUCAACCUACGACGUCUACUCCGACGCUUCUAGCCGUUGUGACCAGGAUCACCCGCGUCCCCGUUUCGCCAGCCGUCACUGGAGCAUCACUGACGACGAUCCCAAUAACCCUCGCCGCUUUACAACCGCCCAUGUCCCUACCGCGUCCGAUAUUGCACGUAUCCGCGCCUUGUUCCUCUGCUCGGGCAUCAAGGCCCGCGAAAUCGCUCGCCGCGCGCAGACGAAGCGAACAGAGGCCCCCGCUUUCCUAAGGGAUGCCGCCAAAGCCGCAAACGCGGAGCUGAUCCCCGUCGCCAGGAAAGAAGAGCAUGCGCUCGCUGCCAGGAUCCUGGUUCGAAACCUCGAGGCCUCGACGGCGGCGGUGCAGAAAUCGGCAGAGCGGUAUCGCACGCAUACCAUCACGGAGCUGAAUCGCGCACUGACGAAUGUCAAGGCGCGCGUGGAGUCGGAGAUGAUUCCGCGCGUGCGGCAGGGGGCGGACGAGGCGCAGAGGAUUUCGAGCGAGGUUGGGGCGAAGGCGCCGCUGGAGGUUCAGCAGGUGGUGGAUGGGGUGGAGAAGAUGCUGAGGGCGAGGAGGAGGCGGACGAGGUGGGUGACGCGGCUGCUGUGGGGGGUGCUGGAGUGGAUGCUGUUGGCGAUUAUGUGGGGGGUUUGGGGGGUGGUGAGGGUUUUGGUGGUGGUGAAGAUGGUGACGGCGGGGGUUGGGUGGUUGGUUUUGGUUAUUAGGUGGUUGCUUUGGGUAUAGAGGGAGGAGGGAAGGGGGGAUUUUUGUUGGAUGUGGAGUUGGGUUGUUUGUGGGAUUGCUUGGAUUCUUAGGGAUGGGGAUGGGCGUAUGGUGAUGGGGUUUUGAGUAUUGUGGGUUUGGCAGGGGCGGUGUUAUUGAUACCAUGUACAAGAGAGUCGGGACUGAGGCGCGUGGGUUUAGCGUUGCUACCCCUAUUGUAAUAAUGG
Messenger RNA from Westerdykella ornata, 4082 nucleotides. RefSeq lists its product as uncharacterized. The coding region runs from base 202 to 3876 and encodes 1224 amino acids. Lineage: Eukaryota; Fungi; Ascomycota; Dothideomycetes; Pleosporales; Sporormiaceae. The transcript has a single exon. The record is from RefSeq and is a predicted model, not a curated record.